This is a messenger RNA of Trichomycterus rosablanca, 1953 nucleotides long. Its product is annotated as cytosolic sulfotransferase 3-like. The record is from RefSeq and is a predicted model, not a curated record. The coding region runs from base 85 to 963 and encodes 292 amino acids. The transcript has 8 exons. NCBI's taxonomy places the organism in Eukaryota, Metazoa, Chordata, Actinopteri, Siluriformes, Trichomycteridae. Gene Ontology annotation, molecular function: aryl sulfotransferase activity. Gene Ontology annotation, cellular component: cytoplasm. Gene Ontology annotation, biological process: sulfation.
AGAUAAAAAGCAAACACAUGAAGUCUGAACGUUGAGCAAACAGCAGCAAGAGGGAUUGCCAUCUAAUACUUUUAAAGGUUUCAAAUGGAUCUGCCUCGCCCCAAGCUCUUCGAAUUCCACGGCGUGUAUAUGACACAUUAUUUUACCAACAACUGGGAGGAGGUUCAGAACUUCAAAGCAAGACCAGAUGACAUUCUUAUCGCUACGUACCCCAAAGCAGGUACCACUUGGGUCAGCUACAUUCUUGAUCUGAUUUGUUUCCGGGAGACAUGUCCAGAGCGUGAAAAGUCCAUCCCUGUUUCUGACAGAGUGCCAUUUUUGGAGUUCAGCUGCCCACCCGAACCUUCAGGAACAGAGAAAACAGAUUCGUUGCAAACUUUUCCUCGCAUCAUCAAAACUCAUUUGCCGGUUCAGUUUAUACCCAAGUCCUUCUGGGAACAGAACUGCAGGAUUGUUUAUGUUGCUCGCAAUGCUAAAGACAACGUUGUUUCCUUCUUCCACUUUGACCAAAUGGAGAAGUUGCAACCUGAGCCUGGAGACUGGAGCAGUUAUUUAGAACGAUUUAAAGAAGGAAAGAUGCUGUAUGGAUCCUGGUAUGACCAUGUGUGCGGAUGGUGGGAGAAGAAACAGACAAACUCCAAAAUCCACUACAUGUUCUACGAGGAUCUGGUGGAGAACACAGGCCGUGAGAUCGAGCGCCUCUGCUCCUUUCUGGGUUUGUCAAAAUCGAAGGAAGAGAAGGCGAACAUCAUCAGAUCCGUUCACUUUGAUAUCAUGAAAGCAAAUCCAAUGACAAACCAAAGCGACGAUCCAUCGCUAGACUUCAGCGUCUCUCAGUUUCUUCGGAAAGGUAAAGUCGGUGAUUGGAGGAAUCACUUUACUGUGGCUCAGAAUGAACAGUUUGAUGAAGACUAUAAGCAGAAGAUGAAGAACACAACUUUACAGUUCCGAACACAGAUCUAGAGUUGCUUCUGAACAAAAGCUAUUAAAAUGGUGAAUGACAUGUGAAUUACUUUUAAUUGUUAUUGUUUUAAUAUUUGCUGUUUAGUGUAAAAUGUACCAUAACCAACUCUGAAUUAUUGCUUUAACAUCAACAUACUUCAUUCAUAAAUCUCUAACUAAUAAUAAUAAAUAAUAAGUCAAAAUUGUGUUAUGUCAUAAUUGGGGAUAAAAGGAGCAUUGACAAAAAAAAAUCUUAGCUGUUAACAAUCAAGGAUGGAUAAAGAUUCGCCACUUUGCUAAAAAUCGUUCCAUUCCAAUUUGUCCCAGAUGUAUUUAAUGGGGUUGAGGUCAGGGCUCUGUGCAGGCCACUAGAUGUCCUCAUGUUCCCUACCUCAUGAAAUCAUGUCUUCUUGUACUGUACCUCGGUUUGUGCAGAAGCACUGUCAUGCUGGAACCUUGUGCCUUCUCUAAACUGUUGCCACAAUGUUAAAAGCAUAUUUUAUUUAAUUGAUUUAAUUAGCAGGAUAGGCCUGCAGGCUACAUUGUACUUCUACUCUUAUUGAUUUAAAAAUACUCUGUAAAACUGGAAAAUAAUUAUUAUUAUUAUUGUUAUUAUUACAAUAAUAUGAAUACCAAUAAUUCUACCAAUGAUACUAAUAAUUUACAACAAUAAUAGUAUUUAUAAUAAUACUGAUUGAUUUAAAACCACUUUGUAAAACUGUAAAAUAAUAAUAAUAAUACCAAUAAUUCUAACAAUAAUAUUAUAAAACGGAUAGUUCCGGUCCUAAAAUCUAAUUGGCUGAGCUGCGUUCGAAGCCGUUGUAAAAUCCCCGAUAAACUCACACCUAGGACCACCUCACAUCAUUCCAUAUUAAUACGCCACUGAAAAUAAAAAUUUAAUGUUAUUUUCGCCCUCAUGUUGCCUAGCAACAAUGUUAAUCGAACUACCUGGCGUCGCGGAAGAAUGCUUUAUUGUAAGUUUAUACACAAUAAAAACAUUUAUAAAUUGAA